This is a messenger RNA of Adineta steineri, 558 nucleotides long. Lineage: Eukaryota; Metazoa; Rotifera; Eurotatoria; Adinetida; Adinetidae. The record is from the annotation of a GenBank genome assembly.
AUGUCUGUAAAACGUUCAAUUGGUGUUAAUACAACAUCAUCAUCGGGUCCAAUGUCAAAUAAACGAAUGAAUGAACCAACAAUAGAUCCAUCCAAUGUUUUAUAUAAUGAUACUCGAAAUUAUCAAAUUAUAUUCACGAAUGAUUCACGAUUUUUUGAUACCAGUCUUCAUUUAUUUAAGUCCUAUCGUAAAUUAGGUUAUAUCGAGUUAGAUAAUAAAAAAUCGACGAAAAGUCUAAAUUCUUCGUCAUCAAAUACAGUUAAAUCACAUACAAAUGGAACAACUAGUCGUUGGCGACCUAAACCAGUUGGUUUUAGUAGUAAUGAUUUGAAUGGAAAACCGAAUGGAACAUUGAAUUCACCUUCUCUAAGACAUUAUGACUAUGCAGCUAGUUAUCGAUCUGAAUCGGGUAUUUCAAAAUUAAUGACUUCAAAAAUAAAACGCGAGAAUUCACCAUUUAUUGUCUCUUCUCAAAGACCACCCAUGCCAUCAUCUAAUUAUUCGAAUAUGAACGAUGAUGAUUCAGAUGAUCCUGAUAUUAUUGUGACUAGAUUGUGA